CCGCCCCCAUUAAAACUCUUAUAUCCAAACGCAAACAUAACGAACCAUUAAAGAUAAACAGUCUGAAGCUUACACUAAACGUGGACAUGGAGGUAUGAGGUAUGAAACCCAUCCACAGUGAACCGAUCGAUCGUUCAGCGUCAAUGAUAUGAAAUGUGUUGUGGGAUAAGUGACACUUAGAUACUUAGUGAAAGUGAGCAGUGAAAGUGAGCAGAAGAGUUGAUUAAUCCGCCGGAGAAAAAUCAUGGCAAACAGCGUCACUCAAGAGUACAUGCAGAUCCCAGCCGUCACGAGAGCUUAUACCACUGCAUGCGUCCUGACCACUGCAGCUGUGCAAAUGGAGUUCAUCACACCGUUUCAACUCUAUUUUAACCCUGACUUGAUAUUAAAGAAAUACCAGGUAUGGCGACUGAUCACAAACUUCUUGUUUUUUGGACCUCUUGGAUUCAGCUUCUUGUUCAAUAUGAUUUUUCUAUAUCGUUACUGUCGAAUGCUGGAGGAAGGCUCCUUCCGCGGUCGAACCGCAGAUAUGGUCUAUAUGUUCCUGUUCGGUGGUAUUCUUAUGACUCUGUUUGGUCUAUAUGCCAACCUGUUCUUUUUAGGGCAGGCUUUCACUAUAAUGCUGGUUUAUGUCUGGAGUAGAAGGAACCCUUAUGUCCGCAUGAACUUCUUUGGCCUGCUCAACUUCCAGGCCCCGUUCCUUCCCUGGGUGCUCAUGGGAUUCUCGCUGUUACUGGGCAACUCCAUUGUUAUUGAUCUCCUGGGGAUAGUUGUAGGACACAUCUACUACUUCCUGGAGGAUGUAUUUCCUAACCAGCCAGGAGGCAGAAAGCUUCUUGCCACUCCUGGAAUUUUUCGAGUUUUGUUUGACAUGCCUCAAGAAGAUCCGAAUUACGCUCCUCUUCCGGAAGACCAGAGUGGGAUAUCCUGGAAUGGACAAGGUGUAGAAGAUGCUGGCCAAGGUCAAAAUGAUGAGGAUCUUCAAGGAGAAGACAACUGAAGGUUUCAAAGAUCGCAAUAAAUCUUGUCAUGCUUUUAAAGUC
Carassius gibelio (silver crucian carp) is the source of this 1043-nucleotide messenger RNA. RefSeq names its product derlin-2-like. The transcript has 7 exons. Lineage: Eukaryota; Metazoa; Chordata; Actinopteri; Cypriniformes; Cyprinidae. The record is from RefSeq and is a predicted model, not a curated record. Gene Ontology annotation, cellular component: endoplasmic reticulum membrane; Hrd1p ubiquitin ligase ERAD-L complex. Gene Ontology annotation, biological process: endoplasmic reticulum unfolded protein response. Gene Ontology annotation, molecular function: ubiquitin-specific protease binding; misfolded protein binding. Bases 245 to 1000 code for a protein of 251 amino acids.